Acaulospora morrowiae is the source of this 303-nucleotide messenger RNA. NCBI's taxonomy places the organism in Eukaryota, Fungi, Glomeromycota, Glomeromycetes, Diversisporales, Acaulosporaceae. The record is from the annotation of a GenBank genome assembly.
AUGACAUGGAAAAAUCUAUUAUCAAAGAAUCUUAAAGAACUUCGUGUUCAUUUUUGUCAGACUUCACCUGCUAGCAGUGGUGUUAGAGAUUUCAUUGCCAGCAGCUAUCCUUCGAUCAAAUCAGCUAACCCUCAUUUUCCAUUUCUAAUACGCGAAGCAAGUGGUGUCGAAGCGCGCUUUUUUGCUCGAUAUGAUUUUGGUAAUGAAAGAAAGAUCGUAUUGAAUAAUCUUUCGGCCAAAGAGGUUGAAUCAAAGUUGGAAGAAUUAGUUACUCAAAAUAUGGGCACAAAUAAAAAUGCCUAG